AUGGCCGGCAGGAAGACAACAUGGGCGUCGGGCGAGGGCCGGAGGGAGACCCGCGUCGUGUUCCCAAAUCCCAACCAAAUAUCACCAUUCACAAGUACCUCGCGCGACUCGAUGCACAAGCGCCGGGCCACCGGUGGGAAGCAGAAGGCCUGGAGGAAGAAGCAAAAGUAUGAGCUCGGCCGCCAGCCACCCAACACCAAGUUGUCAAGCAACAAGACGGUGAGGAGGGUCCGUGUUCGAGGAGGUAAUAUGAAGUGGAGGGCUCUCCGCCUAGAUACUGGUAACAACUCAUGGGGAAGUGAGGUUGUUACACGCAAGACCCGUAUCCUUGAUGUGGUAUAUAAUGCGUCAAACAAUGAGCUCGUGAGGACUCAGACCUUUGUGAAGAGCGCCAUUGUGGAAGUUGAUACUGCCCCAUUCAAGCAGUGGUACCUAACACACUAUGGAGUGGACAUCAGUAGGAAGAAGAAGACACCUGCUGCCAAGAAGGAUGCUGCUGAGGGAUAAGAGUGUGAGGCUGCAGCUGAGGAAGCAAAGAAGAGCAACCACGUCCAGAGGAAGCUUGAGAAGCGUCAGCAAGGACGCAUGUUUGACCCCCACAUUGAAGAGAAAUUUGGCAGUGGAAGGCUGUUGGUGUGCAUUUCAUCCCGCCCUGGGUAGUGUGGCAGAGCUGAUGGUACAUCCUUGAGGGUAAAGAGCUUGAGUUCUACAUGAAGAAGCUCCAGAGGAAGAAGAGCAAGGGUGCUGCAGCUUAGAGCAUUGUUAUCGACGUUCUACACUGGGGGUGGCCGAUAAAAUAUUUAUUAUGCCUUUUUUUGUUAGUAUUGUCAAGCGCAGAGCGUUAUGUUGGUGUUUUGCAGACCUGAUGAGCACAUUAUUUUCUAAAAUGAAUCAACUAUUAGCUAAGAACUGAGAAUUAUCACCUGCCGUGGUUGUAUUCU
Panicum virgatum (switchgrass) is the source of this 941-nucleotide messenger RNA. RefSeq names its product 40S ribosomal protein S8-like. Gene Ontology annotation, molecular function: structural constituent of ribosome. The record is from RefSeq and is a predicted model, not a curated record. The transcript has 6 exons. Gene Ontology annotation, biological process: maturation of SSU-rRNA from tricistronic rRNA transcript (SSU-rRNA, 5.8S rRNA, LSU-rRNA); translation. Bases 1 to 507 code for a protein of 168 amino acids. Gene Ontology annotation, cellular component: cytosolic small ribosomal subunit; ribosome. Lineage: Eukaryota; Viridiplantae; Streptophyta; Magnoliopsida; Poales; Poaceae.